Diaporthe amygdali is the source of this 975-nucleotide messenger RNA. RefSeq lists its product as uncharacterized. Bases 1 to 975 code for a protein of 324 amino acids. Gene Ontology annotation, molecular function: oxidoreductase activity, acting on the CH-OH group of donors, NAD or NADP as acceptor. NCBI's taxonomy places the organism in Eukaryota, Fungi, Ascomycota, Sordariomycetes, Diaporthales, Diaporthaceae. Gene Ontology annotation, cellular component: cytoplasm. The transcript has 2 exons. The record is from RefSeq and is a predicted model, not a curated record.
AUGGCUGCAGCAGCUCCAAUCACUCCUCCGACAUCCUACCCCUUCACUGUAUCUGGGAAAACUGCAAUUGUCACUGGUGCAGGGUCUGGAAUCAAUCUCUCUUUUGCAGCACUUCUCCUGUCUCGAAACUGCAAUGUCGUCUUAGCUGACCUGGCCCUUCGGCCAGAAGCUGAGACUCUCAUUGGCAAAUAUAGCAAUGCUACAAGCGGCCCCCGCGCCGUGUUUGUCAAGACUGACGUUACUUCUUGGCCGGCCCUGUCAAACAUGUUCAGCGUCGCGCUUGCGGAGUUCGGGGAUGUUGACAUCGUCUGCCCGGGUGCAGGCGUCUAUGAGCCACAUUGGUCCAACUUCUGGCAUCCACCAGGCUCUUCCGAGAGCAAGGAUGCCAUUGACGGAGAGCCUGGCCACUAUGCUCUACUAGAUAUCAACCUGAGCCAUCCAAUCCGCGUUACCCAGCUCGCAUUGUCUCACUGGUUGCAUCCGUCACCAGGGAGAGCCGUCGUCUCGCCGUCGAAUCAGAAGAGGAUUAUACACAUUUCCUCUGUGGCUAGUUACAUGGCAAAUCUCAACUGUCCGAUCUAUGGAGCGUCCAAAUUCGCCAUCACGGGAUUUGUUCGAAGUCUUGCGCCUUUAGAUGAGAAGCAUGGCAUACGCGUGAACGCCGUCGCUCCUGGAGUGGUACGCACGCCACUAUGGCUAGAGCAUCCCGAGAAAAUGACCUAUCUCGAUACAGAUGAUGGGUGGGUUACUCCUGACGAGGUUGCUGUCGCUAUGUUGCAGUGCGUGGAGAAUAGCGACCUGGUCGGAGGGACGAUCUUCGAGGUUGGGAAGAACAAUACUCGCUCUGUGCCAAGUUUUAAUGAUCCAGGACCAGACAGAGACCCAAAGAAGGGCUUGGUCGUGAGAAAUUCGAAAAACGGCAACGAUAUGGUAUGGACAUGGCUUCAGGACAAAAACAUUUGGGGCCCGCAUUAG